Molecule: messenger RNA, 225 nt
Organism: Rotaria sp. Silwood1
Lineage: Eukaryota; Metazoa; Rotifera; Eurotatoria; Philodinida; Philodinidae
Source: the annotation of a GenBank genome assembly
AUGAGUCAAAAUCCAUCUCCAUCCAACGUUUAUAAUCCUCUUUCAACAUCUCAACCAUCAAUACGUCCAAUGUAUCAUUCGCCAUCAUCUGCUUAUCGUCCUCAAGUAUCACAACAAUCAUCUCAAUUUAUUUUAUCAACAACUAAUCAAACUGCUCACCCACCUUUACCUUCUCGUCCACCUCCUUCAACAUUAUCAUCUACUUAUCCCUAUCCACAAUAUAAU